AUGUGGGUUGAUGUCCGGCCGACCACCUCGCUGGGCCCCGCUCGAGCAGCCUCGACCAGGCCUCUGCUCCGCCGCAGCACGGCGCCGCCCUCGCCCAAGACGCCUCCGCUCGGCCCCACUUCCCCUGCACGCACAGCAGCGCAGCACACCGUCGCCAGGGCCCAAUCCCACGCCGCCGCUUGCGCCUUGCCGCUCCCUGGCCCAUCCCGCGCUGCACGCGCACGCCUGCACAAGCCGCACUCCACCCCGGCUCGGCCGCAGCUGCUCGCCUACAUCCUCGCCGCCAGCGCUCCACCUUGCCGGCCCCGCUCAUCCAAACCGUGCGCGCGACCCAAGCCCAUGCCAAUCAACCACGCCGUGCGCGCGCUAUCUCCCCUUGCCCCGGCCGCCACGCGCACGACAACCAAGCCAAGAAGCUCCACACGGGCUAGCUCCUGCUCCCCGUGA
Messenger RNA from Lolium perenne, 447 nucleotides. Lineage: Eukaryota; Viridiplantae; Streptophyta; Magnoliopsida; Poales; Poaceae. The record is from RefSeq and is a predicted model, not a curated record.